AUGUUCCUUCCAGCCGGUGGCUCAAGGAGCCACCACCGUCGCCACACGCCGCCAUUUUUGGCGGCACCGGUUCCAAAAGAACCGCAACCUCUCCCUCUUCCCGUCCCGCCUCAGCCCAGCCGCCACAACCGCCGGUUUUGGCCGGAAAAUGAGGAAAAUGGCCGGAUUUUCGCACGGCUUUUCAAUCUCUCGUUCUCUUUCCUCCGGCCACCGUUUCCGACGAAUGAGGGGCUUAUUGUCAGCCAUUCAAAAAAUCCAUAA
This is a messenger RNA of Prunus armeniaca (apricot), 261 nucleotides long. Lineage: Eukaryota; Viridiplantae; Streptophyta; Magnoliopsida; Rosales; Rosaceae. The record is from the annotation of a GenBank genome assembly.